AUGAAUGAGACUAGCAAUAUGAACAGUGGUACUACCGGUGGCGUAUGUUCAUCGUGUCUUAAAGAAAUGCCUAUUGUUAUGGCAUCAUCAUCAAAUAAUCCCUUAUCGAAAUUAUGUUCGAAUUGUAUGACAGAAUUUGUUGAUCAACAACAUUUUACUUCUGAUAUGAACAAUAAAUUUCCUCUCUUACCUUCAUCACAAUCUUUGCUAAAUAAUCAACAACAGACUCAAUCAAUAUUUCAAACACAUUUUUCAUCAUUACCUUCAUCAUCAGCAUCAUCGACUUCAUCGUCUGUAUCGUCAACAAAUCGUCGUUUAAGUGUAUUUGAUCCAUUCGUAUCCGGUAAUCUUACUCAAAAUUCAAUACAUAAUCCAUUAACAGAUCUAAAUAAUGCAUAUUCACCAUUAAUAUCAACAAAUUUCAAAAGUGACUUUGAUUUAACAACACCAACAUCACCAGCAACAAAUACAAAUGAUUUCAUGCGAUUUUUCCCUAGUUUUCUUAAUGGAAAUAAUCAUAAUAGUGAUCGCGAUAGUCCAGCAAGUAGUACUCAAAGUAAUGAUUUAUCUCAAACAUUAUUUUCGCGUCAACAAUCAACAGCAUCAUCGUCAUCAAUAAAUCGUUUACUAUUAAAUGAUCGGCCAUCAUCGUCAUUUUGUUGUUUUGCUAACAAUCCUCCGUAUACAUAUUGUCUUGAUUGUGAAACGUCCUUAUGUGAAAAAUGUGCAUUAACACAUCCAAAAAUUCUUAGUUUUAAAGAUCAUCGGCAACAUUUAUUAAGUUCACAAUUAAAUCAAAAUCGAUCCAUUAUUGGACAACAACCUUCAUUAUCAAAUACAGUUCGUUUACCACAACAAAAUCAAAUAGAUUUUUCAUUAAAUCGUUCAAAUAAUUCCUCGAAUGAUUUAUCAUCAUUAUUUAGUUCAUUUUUCUCUCAACUUUCAUUAAAUACAUCAAAUAAUGAAAAUUUAAUGAAUAACAACAAUAAUAACAAUAAUAAUUCUUGUUUACCAUCAUCAUCAACUAUUGUUUGUCAUGAACAUUCAAACUUAAAAGCAUCAUAUUAUUGUGAUAUAUGUUCACAUGCAUAUUGCCAUGAGUGCCAAAUUCAUCAUGCUCAACAACAUACAUUAUCAUCGUUACAAGAUACGAUUGAUAAUGCUCGGCAAUUAACAAAACAAUUUCUAAUCGAAUCACAAACAUUAUUAUAUCAUUUAGAUGAAUCAUUGAAACAAUCGACACGUACAAUUGAAAAUAUCUCAAUAAAAAGUUCAACAAUUGAAAAUGAAAUACGUUCAAUGAUUAAAUAUUUUCUUGAUACACUUGCACAACGACAAGAUUUUCUUUUGAAACAUGUGGAUAAAAUACAAACCAUUAAAACGCAAACAUUACAAAAGCAAAUCAAUGAAAUUAAUCAAGUUAUUAAACAAUUACAUUUAACUAUACUUGAUUGUAAUGAAUGCUUAAAAACUGGCAACGAUGCCGAUCUUAUACGUACACGCAAUCGCCUAUGGAAUGAAAUAAUUAAAAUGAAACAAACAUUAUUAUUCUAUUUGAAACCUGUUGAAGAUGAUUAUAUACAAUUUCAAGGUUCGGCAGCGACUAUAAAUAAAUCUUUAGCAAACUACGGUCAACUAAUAACAUCAACACAUCCAGCCUUGUGUGAAUUAUAUGGUGAUUCACUUUAUAAUACAAUAAGAAAUCGUUUGAAUGUAUUAAAUUUACAAACACGUAACCAUCUUGGUGAAUUACGUACAACAGGCGGUGAUAACAUUCAAUGUUGUUUAAUCGAUACAGGUAAUAAUCAGACAGUUCCAUGUGAAAUCUAUGAUCGUCAAAAUGGACAAUAUUUUAUAACAUAUAUAGCUCAAAGUGAUAAUUUACAUAUGUUAAAUGUGUAUGUUAAUAAUGCACCGAUAAAAGAUAAUCCAUUUCGUAUCGAAAUAAAACAGAAUCGAACUUAUUCAACAUUAGGUUUAAAAUUAGAAUUUGAAAUUGGUGGUGAGGGUGAUGAAGAUGGUAAACUGUGUCGACCGUGGGGUGUUUGUUGUGAUAAUCAAUCGAACAUAGUUAUUGCUGAUCGAUCAAAUAAUCGUAUACAAAUAUUUAAUAAAUAUGGACAAUUUCUUCGAAAAUUUGGUACACAAGGAAACCGGCCGGGACAAUUCGAUCGGCCGGCUGGUGUUGCAUUCGAUAAACAAUUAAAUCGAAUUGUUGUCACCGACAAAGAUAAUCAUCGUAUACAAGUGUUUACAUCUAUUGGAGAAUAUAUAUUUAAAUUUGGUGAAAAAGGCACUAAACCCGGUCAAUUUAAUUAUCCAUGGGAUGUAGCUAUAUCAUCAACAUCACAAAUAUUAAUAUCCGAUACACGUAAUCAUCGUAUACAAUUGUUUUCAAAAGAUGGAUUAUUUUUACGUAAAUACGGUUUUGAUGGUCCUGUAUGGAAGCAAUUCGAUUCACCACGAGGAGUCGUUUUUACUCAUGCUGGACAUAUAAUUGUAUCCGACUUUAAUAAUCAUCGUCUUUUAUUCUUAUCAUCAGAUUUUCAAAAUGCAAGAUUUCUUGGCACUGAAGGUUCCGCUAACGGACAAUUUCUUCGUCCACAAGGUGUUGAUAUUGAUGCUGAAGGAAACAUAUUAGUUGCUGAUUCAAGAAAUUAUCGUGUACAAGUUUUUUCACCGCAAGGAGUUUUCAAAACAAAAUUCGGCUCACAAGGUUCUGGUCCUUUACAAAUGGAUCGACCGAGUGGAAUAUGUGUUACACCCGAAGGUGUCAUACUUGUUGUUGAUUUCGGUAACAAUCGUAUUCUUGCCUUUUAA
Rotaria socialis is the source of this 2820-nucleotide messenger RNA. NCBI's taxonomy places the organism in Eukaryota, Metazoa, Rotifera, Eurotatoria, Philodinida, Philodinidae. The record is from the annotation of a GenBank genome assembly.